AUGGUCGUGUACGUACACGACUGGAAUUUCAGUACCACUGACAGCUCCCUCUCCAGCUCCAGCAUCAAUACAGACAAAGCGCUUUGGGGCUCCACGGUGCCCCACAGCCCCGGUGGGCUGAGCCGGACCGGCCAUACGGUGGUGGCAGUAUGCCUCGGCUUUAUUUUAGUGGCAGGAAUCCUCAGCAACUUUCUCAUUCUGCUCAUUUUCGCAAAGUUUCGGUCCCUCUGGACGCCCAUCAAUCUCAUCCUGUUGAACAUCAGCCUAAGUGACAUUCUCGUGUGCGUUUUCGGGACACCGUUCAGUUUUGCUGCCAGCCUGCACGGGAGGUGGCUAAUUGGAGAGUACGGCUGUAAGUGGUAUGGAUUUGCCAAUUCCCUCUUUGGGAUUGUGUCCCUUGUGUCCUUGUCUCUUCUAUCGUAUGAGCGCUACACCACCGUUCUCCAUUCCUCUCAGGUUGAUGUCUCAGACUUCAGAAAGGCCUGGCUGUUUGUUGGAGGCUCUUGGUUCUACUCUCUCUUUUGGACAUUGCCUCCCCUCCUCGGUUGGAGCAGCUAUGGACCAGAGGGUCCUGGUACCACUUGCUCCGUCCAGUGGCACCUCCGCUCACCCUCCAGCAUCUUGUAUGUGUUGUGUCUCUUCAUCUUCUGUCUGCUGCUGCCCCUUCUGCUCAUGCUAUAUUCUUAUGGAAGAAUCCUGAUGGCCAUUAGGAGGGUGGGAAAGAUCAAUCUUCUGGCAGCUCAGCGCAGAGAACGCCACAUUUCGCUGAUGGUUUUCUCUAUGGUGUCCUGCUACAUGCUGUGCUGGAUGCCCUAUGGCAUCGUGGCACUGAUGGCCACCUUUGGUGGGUCGGGGCAGGUGACUCCCAUCACUAGUGUGAUUCCUUCCAUCCUGGCCAAGUUCAGCACUGUUGUCAACCCUGUUAUCUAUGUUUUCUUCAACAAACAGUUUUAUAGAUGUGUUUUGGCCUUCAUGAAGUGCAAAGGAGAACCUGAGAUUGUACAAGGAGAAGAGCACCGAACUCCGAGGACACAGUUGUCAGAAUAUUUCCAUGUCCAUAGGAAAGCUUCCCUCAGCUCCCCACAAGUCCAGAUCCCCAGCGGCCCCAGAAACACUGUGCUCUGCAGCCGACAUGUAGUUUAUGUUCACUACACUCCAUAA
Molecule: messenger RNA, 1161 nt
Organism: Maylandia zebra (zebra mbuna)
Lineage: Eukaryota; Metazoa; Chordata; Actinopteri; Cichliformes; Cichlidae
Gene: tmtops3a
Product: teleost multiple tissue opsin 3a
Biological process (GO): G protein-coupled receptor signaling pathway; visual perception
Cellular component (GO): membrane
Molecular function (GO): G protein-coupled receptor activity
Source: RefSeq, a predicted model, not a curated record